CGUUGCUGUUUGAAAAAAGGUGCAAAGAAACUAGAGAUUUAGAAAUGUCUGGCAGCCAGCCAGACCUUAAUGGCAGUUUAUAAAGCAAUCGGAUGAAAUAACAUUAACAUGCUAAUUGCUAAUCUCUAGCUGGAGCUGGAGGAGAAUUGCGAGAUUUUUCUUUGGCCACCUAUGCAAACUCAUGAAGGCACGGGAUAGGGGUGCAGCUAUUAUGGAACACGAGACAUUUAAAAUAAACAUUUUAUUUUACAAAUCAGGGCACUGUCAGAUACCACAGAGUCCAGAAACAUUUAGCACGACGGUGCAGAAGAUCUGCUGCCACUGCAAAUGAGCUUGUGCCGGAGUUUCAGCUGAAGGGAACCAAGUCACAUGUUUUUAUGUACAGUAUCUGCCCAGUCUCAGCAAUCUGCCUUGUUGCUGCCUGUAGGAGAUCAGUGCUGCUCCUAUCCACAAGACUCUGUGUGACAGAAGGAACUUUGCUGCUCAACGCAAAGUAGCAUUCAUGGGAUCACAAUGAGGAUCUGAUACAAUGGAUUGCCAGGAAGAACUGCCGGGGGCAAAGACCUGCAUUUAAGGGAGCUGGCUCAUGUGGAAAGAUUGCGCUUUUAAUGAAUCUCUAAGGGUAUGAAAUUGAGUUGGAACAGAGACGUGACGGACAAUAGUCAGAUUUCGUUUUCUUUUUCUCUCACCCAUGGAACCCAUCAUAUGACAGGCUAGAUUUCGUUUUGUUAUUUGCUCAUCAUUUACAACAAUCAUUGCCUGCUUCUACACCUGCCUGGAAUGAAUUUAGGAUACAGGUUACUGGACAAGUUGCUGCAAGUGGAACUGAGGACGCACGGAUCUAUGGAAGGACCCACAGCUAAAGGGGUGACAGCUAGGGGUUCUUGGCUACCACGCUGAGAAGGGAACCCUAACAAUGAUCAUGUAUGGUGAUUUGCUUUUAAACUCAAGCAGUGCCACCGAAGCAGAGCUGAUGAUUCAGACGAAUACUCCUUACCUCAGCAGCACACACAGACCCGUCAGCUCCUCUGCACUCUACUUGUCUACAGCCAGGGUGCUGAAGGAGGGGGAGAUAAACAAACCUGACCUUAUGACUUACAUUAUCCUCUUUGUUCUCCUCUUCUUGACUGUGGCAUUAAUUGUGCUCUUCAUAAACUGCCAACUGAGGAAUUCGUUCUUCGCCGGGCUGCCCUAUGAUAGAUCCCUGAGAGAAUCCAGAAGCCCUUGGAAAACACAAUCUGUCUGAACCCAAUACACUGACUUCUGUAACAAAGGCAGCUGAAAGGUUUCUUCUGAAGUAUGUUUAUGGCAAAAAUGGGAAAGAAAUAGCUAGCCGGGCUCAUGUUUGUGUAGUGUGCCAUGUACAGUCUGUGUACUACACAGCCGUGGAAUUACAGUGGAUGGAUGGAAACCAAAGGAUGUCCUGUAUAAUCUCUAACCAUGGAAUGAUAGCAGGUGAAUUUAUGCGGAAUGGGUGCUACAAUAAGUUUAAGUAGGAAUAAAAGGAUAUAUCCAUAUCUAAAGGAUCUAAGAGAAAGAAUAGUUUUUACCUAGUUCACCUAAUCUGUUAGAAAUGUAUUUAAUAUGCUUCCAAAAAGUCCUUUUCCAUGUACAGGAUGAUGUUGAAAUGUACCUUAUAAACUCCAGGAGGGGAGAUUAAAAAUGUGGGUGUUGCUCAUUGGAUGUGCCCCUUUUUCAUCCUGAUUGCUAACAUAAAACAUUGUUUUUAUUCAGAAUGAAAUACUGUUGCUUGAUUUAGGGGAAGAGAGGGGAUUAUAUUUACCAAUCUCAGUUUAAAUCUUCUAGGAAAGUGGGUUCAGUUUACCAAGAACAUCAUCCAAAGCCAUUAGAAUCAAUUGACUAAGAGCAAUCCUGUAAGACUAUACGGCUGUGAAGAAGACAGGCUGUGUUCUGGGGUUCUCCCUUUGUUACUGCUUGCCUUCAUUCCACCUCCUCUUGUAACUGUGUCAGGAUGCAAUAAAAUCUGCAAAUAAAACCAGA
This is a messenger RNA of Xenopus laevis (African clawed frog), 2001 nucleotides long. It is a transcript of the gene smim32.L, whose product is annotated as small integral membrane protein 32-like. Lineage: Eukaryota; Metazoa; Chordata; Amphibia; Anura; Pipidae. The record is from RefSeq and is a predicted model, not a curated record. The transcript is spliced from 2 exons. Bases 917 to 1246 code for a protein of 109 amino acids.